This is a messenger RNA of Megalops cyprinoides (Indo-Pacific tarpon), 2156 nucleotides long. It is a transcript of the gene pip4k2aa, whose product is annotated as phosphatidylinositol-5-phosphate 4-kinase, type II, alpha a. Gene Ontology annotation, molecular function: phosphatidylinositol kinase activity. The record is from RefSeq and is a predicted model, not a curated record. Bases 796 to 2112 code for a protein of 438 amino acids. Gene Ontology annotation, biological process: phosphatidylinositol metabolic process. NCBI's taxonomy places the organism in Eukaryota, Metazoa, Chordata, Actinopteri, Elopiformes, Megalopidae. The transcript is spliced from 11 exons.
AGCUUGAAAGAGCAGCGCUGAGCCGGAAACGCUUGAGUGGAGCUGCAGAUUUUAAAACAUUCAUAUCGUUGCUAGGUUUCACAGGAGUGUGACGCCGAUAUUUUUGUGCAGUUAUACGUUUACGUACGAUGCCAUCCAUGGGGGAAUGAAAAAUAAUUUCGAAAAACAGGAAGAAAUCUUGUUCCAUUAGCUGGCCAAGUGCUUUAGCUAGCGUUAGCUAGGCAGGUCGCUUGCUAGUUAGCUGGUUAGCUGGUGAGAAGGGGGUGUUCAGGGGAACACUUGGAAUUGCCUGGUAUGCAACGUUAGCAAGAGAGUGAAUUGGCUAACUAGCUAUUUGUGGGGUUGCAGAAAUAAUUUUAUUUUGUUUUAAUGCUUAUUUAUUGGCUUGUUGUCGACGAUAAAUGCCGUGUCUCUAGAGAGCUGGCUGGCUAGCUAGCUAGCUAGCUGCCGUGGUAGCCGCAUCUGGGGUUCGAGGCUCAGGAAGGAAGGAAGGGGUGAUUGAUGUUUGGGGGAAGUGCUGCUCGUAUAGCUAGCUAGCUAGCUAACUUGCAAGCUCACUAUUAGCUUACCAUCGCCAUCAGGAGAUACGGAGCUUGGGUUAACGUUACAUUUAAAAAAAGACACAGCCAGCUAGCACACGUUACUGUAUGACACGUUAUCCACAGUCCGUGGAGAGGAAAGCUGGGAAGACAACUUACGCUCCAAAAAUUUUAUGCGUUUUAGGUUUUGAAAGGCGCGCAGCUAUUCGUAACAACGCAAUCCGUCAGUUUCCGAGCAAAUUGAUUUAUAUUAAACAUGGCUACGGCUAGCAGCAUCGCCGCGUCUAUUGCGAGUAAAACGAAGACGAAAAAGAAACACUUCGUGGCUCAGAAAGUGAAGCUGUUCCGUGCCAGCGACCCUCUGCUCAGCGUUCUGAUGUGGGGAGUCAACCACUCGAUCAAUGAGCUCAGCCAUGUUCAGAUCCCAAUCAUGCUAAUGCCGGACGACUUUAAGGCCUACUCCAAGAUCAAGGUCGACAACCACCUCUUCAACAAGGAAAACAUGCCAAGCCAUUUUAAGUUCAAAGAAUAUUGCCCGCUUGUCUUCCGUAAUUUAAGAGAGAGGUUCUCCAUUGAUGAUCAAGACUUUCAGAACUCCCUGACUCGGAGCGCACCCAUCACCAGUGAUGCCCAGGGCCGCAGUGGUGCGCGCUUCCACACCUCCUACGACAAGAGGUACGUCAUCAAGACCAUCACCAGCGAGGACGUGGCUGAGAUGCACAACAUCCUCAAGAAAUAUCACCAGUUCAUCGUGGAGUGUCACGGCAACACACUGCUCCCGCAGUUCCUCGGCAUGUAUCGCCUCACGGUGGAUGGAGACGAGACUUACAUGAUCGUCACGCGCAACGUCUUCAGCCACCGACUGUCCGUCUACAAGAAGUACGACCUGAAGGGCUCCACAGUAGCCAGAGAGGCAAGUGACAAGGAAAAGCAGCCCCGUCCGCCCGAGGAGGCCGCGCCCCCCAAAUCGCGCAUGCACCAAAAGCUGCAAACGAUCAGGAUCGCCACGCGUUUUUACUGCGCCAUCAAAAACGCCAAGGAACUCCCCACGUUUAAGGAUAAUGACUUCAUCAACGACGGGCAGAAGAUCUACGUGGACGAGAACAACAAGAAGAUGUUCCUGGAGAAGCUGAGGAAAGAUGUGGAGUUCCUGGCCCAGCUGAAGCUGAUGGACUACAGCCUGCUGGUGGGCAUCCACGAUGUGGAGCGGGCCGAGCAGGAGGAGGUGGAGAGCGAAGACAACGAGGGCGACGAGGAGGGCGAGAGUGACGGAGGCGCCGUGGGCACCCCGCCGGACAGUCCCAGCAACACACUGGACAGCACCAAGCCUUUCGGCCCGGGAGAGUUCGACCCCACCAUCGAUGUCUACGCCAUCAAGAGCCACGACAAUGCACCAAGGAAGGAGGUCUACUUCAUGGCAAUCAUUGACAUCCUGACACAUUACGAUGCAAAGAAGAAGGCAGCCCACGCAGCCAAGACAGUGAAGCAUGGGGCCGGGGCGGAGAUCUCCACGGUGAACCCGGAGCAGUACUCCAAGAGAUUCUACGACUUCAUCACCACCAUUCUGUCGUAGCUUGGGCCGGGGGCCAGAAGGAGAAAGAUGAGGAAGGAGUGGAG